GAAUUAGUCCAAAUUUCACUCUGGCGCGUACAAGUUCGUGUCCCGGCUUAGUAGAGAUUCACGCUAAAUAGAGCAGAGCGCUGCAAAAUGGUGAUAUUAAGUAAACUUUAUAGUCAUGACCUCGACAAAGUCUUGACAUGUAACGACAUGGCUCACAGUGGCUCUUGUGCGAGGAAUUUAGUACUCAACUCAUACAAAUUUCUUAUAUCAAAUAUGAAAUAUUUCGCACCAGUUAUCGGUUUGCCGUUAAUUGUGCACAUACGCUCGCUCAAUAAGGGAGUGCUCAAGUCCACACUCGAGUACUAUGCGGAUGCGGUAGGCGCUGGCACAGCGACAGGCUAUGCGAUAGUUGUAAUGAUUUGCCUUUUACGAAAUGUGUUGGGAAAAUUCGGCAAAUACAGCUUUCUUUUUCUGCCAACUUUCAUAGGCAGCUUCGCACUGUGGUUCUCACCGAGUCCAAGAGUUCAUCGUCUAUUUGAGACCAGCGUAUUUCAGUGUACCAUGGAAUCGUUUAUACUUCAACAAAAAACUCUCGCCACCAAAUUAAUUGCCAAUUCUACACUACUACGCACAUUUAUAUUUAUGUGUAGUAGUGCGUUGAUAAUGAAUGCGAAGCGAGGAAAAACCUACAAAGGAUUUUGGUUGCUGGAACCUACGCCCAACCGCGCAAAAAGCACUGCAACAAUGGAAGAGCCAACUGAAGAAAGUAGCGGCAGUUUGCCCAAUCGUUCCUGUAGUCAUAAAAGCAAAUCGUGCACUCGAUAUGCCGCGCAAGGCAUACGGAAUUAUAUGAUUAUUGGAUUCACCUUGGAUAUUAUCAAAAUGUUGAUGGCCAAGGUGGCAACAAAUCGACAGGGCUUCACAGCUAAGCUGCUCAUCAAGUUGAAAACAUUUAAAAUACGCUCCUGUGCGCUGCUGACAUCGUACAUAGCGAUUUACAGACUGUUGCAUUGCUACUUCAAUCGAAACUAUGGCGGCGAUUCCACGCUAAACCACUCUGUGGCGGCCUUUCUUAGUGGCUCAUGCUUUUAUUUUUAUCCAAAAUUGACGCUGCUCUGCUACGCCGUGGUGUUGGGUACACAAAUUAGUUGGCAACACUUCAAAGCACAUCUCAGCACUGAACUGUAUGGCGACACUUUUGAGUGGAUCACACAGUUGUCCUACAACAAAAUACUUUACCCGUUGGCGCUGGCAUAUUUAGUGAAUACUUAUUGCUUUCGCAGCGAAUAUGUGAGCAGUCUGGGCGAGACGAUUAUAAACGGAAUCACAAACAAUUAUGCGAAAACAAUAAACCAAAACAUUAAGAAAUUUGAUCAACGACUGCUGAGCUCUUCACGUCAAUGAAAUGCCUUAAUGGAAUGCAUACGCAGGUGCAUAUUUGGACGUGUGAACGUAUGUAUGUGUGUAUGGAUUUAAACUAAUUCAAGUGAAAAUAACUAACACUGCAAAGAAUGUACUUUUGUAAAAAAUAAACAAAUGUAAUUAAUUAUAAGCUGGAAGCACGCAGAUACGUAAAUACACGCGUAUGACACUAUGCAACAUAUUCUGGUAA
Messenger RNA from Anastrepha obliqua, 1552 nucleotides. RefSeq lists its product as uncharacterized. The record is from RefSeq and is a predicted model, not a curated record. The coding region runs from base 88 to 1344 and encodes 418 amino acids. The transcript is spliced from 6 exons. Lineage: Eukaryota; Metazoa; Arthropoda; Insecta; Diptera; Tephritidae.